Messenger RNA from Cladocopium goreaui, 855 nucleotides. Lineage: Eukaryota; Dinophyceae; Suessiales; Symbiodiniaceae. The record is from the annotation of a GenBank genome assembly.
AUGUCGUUGCCUCUGUUUGAUCAUCCUGCUUCGGAUGGUGAACAACACCUUUUCAAAAACCAUGAAAUUUUGAAGCCAUUCUUUGAAGAAGGUCUGGUGUCUCUGGACGACACGCUGAAAAUUCUUCUGGAUGUCACGACGGAGACGUGGAUUGUGGAGUUAUUGUUAGAUGAUGCUCGUUCUCGCUUGCCUUGGGGCCGCUUGCCAAAUUGUUUGUCUGUGUUGACUGACAUAUGGCAUUCCUGGAAGCGUCGUCAUGUCUUACCUCCUGCAGUCCUAGGGGCAGCAAUGGUGUUUGAGCGUCGCUUUUCUGCUUCACAGCAGUAUGUUGUGACGCCUGAGAAAUUUUAUUGGUCUUUUCAGGCCAUUCCUGCCUUGCGUGACUGGACAGAACAUGAGGUCAACAGGGCUUUAGAAGAUGAAGCAAAGAAGGAAGCCGAGAAUGAAUCGCAAUCAGUGCAUGCGGUGACUGAGAACGAGCCUUGUCCUCCGUCACCUGUGAGCAUCUCCGCAAGCACAGAAGCCAGGUUUUUUGAACAGAGCACCGAUUGCGGUGAAAUCAGUCCGUUGCGUGGUGAUGAAUCUCCACCGCACAAACGGUUCAAGAAGUGGUACCACAGAGAACUGUGGGUGGAUCCGAGACAUGAAGUUCCAGAGAUACCAUCUUCGCCGGAGGCGACCUCGUCCGUGCCGAAGUCAUCUUUGACUCCGUCUGCGCGGGGCCGUCUGUUUGAAGAGCGGGAACAAGGCAGACGUCAGAUGAUUGCGGAGUUCACUGCGCAGGCAGAUGAAUAUUCAUCCCUGAAGCAGUCUCUGCGUCGUGGUGGCGACGCUGUAGCCGACGCCAGAGAGUGA